Scophthalmus maximus (turbot) is the source of this 1896-nucleotide messenger RNA. Its product is annotated as NACHT, LRR and PYD domains-containing protein 6-like. Bases 1 to 1896 code for a protein of 631 amino acids. The transcript has 7 exons. The record is from RefSeq and is a predicted model, not a curated record. Lineage: Eukaryota; Metazoa; Chordata; Actinopteri; Pleuronectiformes; Scophthalmidae.
AUGAAGAGUGACCGGUCCAACGAACUUCCUCCAAACUUCAGUCGUGAACCUGGACCCUCAGACUCUGAAGCGAAGAGGAGUCAUGUUUCUGAGGAGAAGCUGCCGUCCUGCUGUGCUUCUUGUCAGGACGUCCUGAAGGAUCCAGUCUCCACUGGCUGCGGACACUGGCUCUGCAGACGCUGCAUCACCUCAUACUGGGACCAGUCGAGUUCACCAGGAGAGUCCUCCUGUCCCCAGUGUGGAAAAAGAUCCACCAGCUGGCAGCUUUUCAUGAGGCAUCAUUCAAACAACUUCACACUUGACAAGUCUGACUCUGGUUCUUGUCUUUCAGCAGAUCGUGGUCUGCAGCAGGUUCUAGAUGAACAUAAGAUCAGUCUGAGGACGAGAUGUGAACGUGUGACUGAAGGAAGUGAUGACAGAGGAAGUGAAACCCUCCUCAACAGGAUCUUCACUGAGCUCUACAUCACAGAGGGACAGAGUGAAGAGGUCAAUACCCAACAUGAGGUGAGGCAGCUGGAGACGACUUCCAAGAAGAAGACCGUCCAUGAAACUCCCAUCAAGUGCCACGACAUCUUUAAAGCUGGACCCGACCAGCAGAGACGCAUCAGAGUCGUCCUGACGAACAGCGUCGCUGGCGUUGGAAAAACCUUCUUGGUGCAGAAGUUCACUCUGGACUGGGCCGAGGGUUUGGAAAACCAAGACGUCAGUCUGCUGAUUCUGCUUUCGUUCAGGGAGCUGAACCUGAUCAAAGACCAGCAGCACAGUCUUCUCACACUGCUCUGCGUUUUCAAUCCAACAUUGCAGAAGGUCACAGCGGAGAAGCUCGCUGUCUGUAGACUGUUGUUCAUCUUUGACGGCCUGGAUGAAAGCCGACUUUCUCUGGAUUUCAACCACAGGGAGGUUGUGUCUGAUGUCACACAGAGCUCAUCAGUCAACGAGCUGCUGACGAACCUCAACCAGGGGAAUCUGCUUCCCUCCGCUCUCGUCUGGAUAACCUCCCGACCUGCGGCGGCCAAUCAGAUCCCUCCUACUUGUGGUGACAGGGUGACAGAAGUACGAGGCUUCACCGAUGCCCAGAAGGAGGAGUACUUCAGGAGAAGGUUCAGUGAUGAAGAGCUGUCCAGCAGAAUCAUCUCACACGUGAAGACGUCCAGGAGCCUCCACAUCAUGUGUCUAAUCCCAGUCUUCUGCUGGAUCAGUGCUACAGUUCUGGAGCACAUGUUGACCACAGACCAGAGAGAAGAGCUGCCCAAGACCCUGACUGACCUGUACUCACACUUCCUGCUGGUUCAGACACAGAGGAAGAAAAACAAGUACCCUGCUGGGUCGGACAGAGAAAGAUCCAAAGAUCAUCCAGAGAGAGAGAGCAUCAACAUCUUCAACUGUCUGAUGGAGAUGAACAACCUCUCAGUACAUCAGGGGAUCCAAGAGUUCCUGAAGUCAGAGUACAGAUCAGAGAAGAAACUCUCUGGGAUCCGCUGCUCUGCUCUGGCCUACAUGCUGCAGAUGUCUGAGGAGGUUCUGGAUGAGUUGGACCUGAACACAUCAGAGGAGGGACUUCUGAGACUGAUCCCAGCUGUGAGGAACUGCAGAAAGGCUCAAUUUACUGGCUGUUUUCUCUCAAAGACACACUGUGAAGUCGUGACCUCAGCUCUGAAGUCCAACCCCUCCCACCUGAGACAACCGGACCUGAGCCUCAACCAGCUGCAGGAUUCAGGAGUGAAGGAGCUGUGUGGUUUUCUGGAGAGUCCAGACUGUCGACUGGAGACUCUGAGGUUGAAGAGCUGCAGUUUGUCAGAGAUCAGCUGUUCUUCUCUGGCCUCAGCUCUGAAGUCCAACCCCUCCCACCUGAUACUACUGGACCUGAGCUACAACCAGCUGCAGGACCUGAAGUAG